CAUAAACCGGCCCGCCGCCCAUUUCUCCGCUGUGGGAAGAUUCCAGUAGAAGUAGCGGAGGAAUUAGAAUCGGCAAAGUAACUGUAACAAGGAGGGAAGAAGCAGAGUGGUCUCCUCUCCUGCUUCUCGUUGCCAGUUUGGAUUGGAUACAGAGAGUGAUAAUGGUCGAGGUAGCCGAUAAAUUGGCGUAUUUCCAAGCGAUCACGGGCCUCGAAGAUCUCGAUUUGUGCACGGAGAUCCUUCAGGCUCAUGGAUGGGACCUGGAGCUCGCGAUCUCCGCUUUCACCGGCGGUAACGAAAGCGCUGGGGCGGCUUCCGUAUCGACCGGUACUGCUGCUGUAACUGCCACCGACACUGGUACUGCGCCCGCGGGAUCGUCUAAUUCAGCUCCUCCCGAGGUGCUGGAGCGUUCCGAUUCCGCAGUUGGUGCCGUCGCCGCGGCGGCUCCUGGUUUAGCAUGGAAGCUCGUUACCUUACCUAUAUCCGUUAUUUCUGGCGGACUCGGGUUAGCCUCCGGUGCGGUAGGUCUUGGUCUGUGGGUUGCCGGCGGUAUUUUGUCUUACUCGCUUGGAAUGGUUGGGAUAGGACCGAGUGCAGGCCGGAACGGUGGUGAGUCUUCGUCCCGAUUGGUCUCGGUAUCUGCGUCGGCGAGGGAGGCUAUGGAUUUUGUGGCAGCGUUUGAGGGGGAAUAUGGUUCUAGGGGGCCGAAUUUUGUGACGGAGGGGUUCAUGGAUGCUCUCCAGCGGUCGAGGAACUCGUUCAAGCUGCUGUUUGUCUAUUUGCACUCUCCGGACCACUCUGACAGUCCCGGAUUCUGCGAGAGAACUCUCUGUUCGGAGGUUCUCUCUGAGUUCAUUAACCAGAACUUCGUCGCCUGGGGUGGAAGUAUUAGGGCUAGUGAAGGGUUUAAGAUGAGCAAUAGCUUGAAGGCUUCGAGAUAUCCGUUUUGUGCUGUGGUCAUGCCUGCUACUAAUCAGAGGAUAGCAUUGCUUCAGCAGAUUGAAGGCCCAAAAUCACCUGAAGAAAUGCUUACACUACUACAGAGAGUGCUUGAAGAAAGUGCGCCGGUUCUUACUGCAGCAAGGAUUGAAGCAGAGGAAAGAAUAAGCAACACGCGAUUGAGGGAGGAGCAAGAUGCUGCUUAUAGGGCUGCUCUUGAAGCCGAUCAGGCUAGGGAACGCCAGAGGAAAGAAGAAGAAGAACGAGUUGAAAGAGAAGCUGCUGAAGCAGAGAGGAAGCGCAAAGAGGAAGAGGAAGCCCGUGAAAGAGCUGCACAGGAGGCCGCAGAAAGAGAGGCUGCUCGAGCCAGAAUGCGGGAAGAGAAAGCCUUAGCACUUGGGGCCGAGCCUGAGAAAGGAGCUGAUGUUACCCAGGUUUUGGUUCGGUUUCCAACUGGAGAACGCAGAGACAGGAGGUUCCACAGCAGUACAACCAUCCAGUCUCUUUACGACUUUGUGGAUUCUUUGGGUUGCUUACAAGUGGAAGAUUAUAGCCUUGUGUCCAAUUUCCCACGCACUGUUUACGGGGAAGAAAAGCGAUCCUUGACCUUGAAAGAAGCAGGAUUGCAUCCACAGGCCAGCCUUUUUGUGGAGCUCAACUAGGGAGAUGGUUUAACAGGGAAUUCUGGGUUGUAGCUUUUGACAAGAUGAAUCCCAUCCCCUACAUAAAAUGAUAAAAAGAGACGAGGUGCUUCAGUUGUGUUACGUUUAGUGUUCUUAUCUUAACAGGAAACUUGGUUAGACAAGACAAUUUUGUGGGAUAUUUGAUCAGGAGGAAUAUAUGUUUCAUUUUCUUCUUCGGAUAUAAAGAAUGAUUGAUAGAGUAAUGGUAAAAUGAGCUUGUUGAUGCC
This is a messenger RNA of Linum tenue, 1849 nucleotides long. The record is from the annotation of a GenBank genome assembly. NCBI's taxonomy places the organism in Eukaryota, Viridiplantae, Streptophyta, Magnoliopsida, Malpighiales, Linaceae.